Punica granatum (pomegranate) is the source of this 987-nucleotide messenger RNA. The record is from RefSeq and is a predicted model, not a curated record. NCBI's taxonomy places the organism in Eukaryota, Viridiplantae, Streptophyta, Magnoliopsida, Myrtales, Lythraceae.
UGUGCUUCAAUCCCUCGCAGCAGAAGGUACUCUUUGUAGUCCAAUACAUAUAUAUAACUAAGUCCAAUACAUAUACAUAACUAAGUCCAAUGAAGCUCUUUGUAGUCCUUCUCGUGUGGGCUUUCGCGAUCUCGAGCAGCUUUGCAUCUGAUCCUAGUCCACUUCAGGACAUUUGUGUGGCUAUAAAAGAGCCCAAAGAUGCUGUGUUUGUAAAUGGAAAAUUCUGCAAGAAUCCGAAUCUUACAGUCGCCGAUGAUUUCUUCUUCCAAGGGCUCAACAUUCCCCGAAGUACCGAUAAUAAGAUCGGGUCCUCUAUCACUGGUGUCGAUGUUAGCACGCUUCCGGGUGUCAACACUCUAGGGGUUUCUUUGGUCCGCGUCGACUAUGCCCCUAAUGGCACAAAUCCACCGCACUUCCACCCUCGUGCCUCUGAGAUCCUCAUGUGCAUGGAGGGUGAGCUCUAUGUUGGGUUCGUCUCAUCAAACAUGCUCGGAAACAGGUUUUUCACCAAAGUCCUGAAGCCUGGGGACCUGUUUGUCUUCCCAUUAGCGAUGAUUCACUUCCAGCUCAACAUUGGGAAGACCCCCGCAGUUGCAUUCGCAAUCUUUGACAGCCAAAACCCAGGUCUUGUAACAGUUGGUAAUGCGGUGUUUGGAGCUAACCCACCAAUUGAUCCUCAGGUCUUGAUCAAGGCACUCCAGUUGGACAAGAAAACUAUAGAUUAUCUCCAAUCCCGGUCAUGGUACAACAACCACGACUAAAACCAAAUGAGACAGUGAAAGAGUAUAUAGUUUAUAUAAUUCAUCAAAUAAAACCGAGCAUGGGAAUGUUUCCUCUGUUCGUAUCGUUAAAAUAUAUUCUAUAUAUGUUCUCGUAAGGUGGAAAUCUUCAAUGUUUCUUGUAAUUUAAUGUUUAUGUAUUAUGGUGGGAGAAUGACAUAUCUUUCUAAAUAAAAACGAUGUGAUUUAACUAUCAUUGAUAAUGUUA